AUGACCAAGAAGCUUGAUAAAUGUAAUGAAGAAGCGUCGCAGGUAGCAUGGAGGACACCUAGCUCAACUCCCAACCUGAUUGACGCUAAAGAGAGUUCACCUGGAGAGACUGCAUCUAAGAGACCGACAGGGGGCUCUACUCCAUCUCUUCUAGCUCCGGUCAAGCCAGGGCGGGGCGGAACAUUAAUGCAGACAUCUGUCAGUUUCAACAAGCUGCAAGACAGUGCAUAUGGUCCAAAUACAAGUAUGUCCCUGAAGAGGCUGAAAGGAAACACCAAACCUAAACAUCUCAAUCACAAACGUGGAACAACCUACCCUGCGAAGGUACUAAAACACAAUGCCUCUCCAGAACUCUCCCCUAGGAGCAAGGCUAGGUACUCAAUAUCAAAAGCUCCCAACACCGACCGGCUAAGAAAUGCUAAGAUCAUGGCAGAGAAAGCAAUGAAGAUGAAAAAGAUCUUCACCAUCCAAGGUCCUUACCCAGUGGUCACCAGUCUGAUGCGCAGAUCAUGGGUGGAAAAAGAAUAUCGACUCAUGAACCCACACAAGUAUAAGAAGAAGAAUGGAGGCGAGGAUGACUUAAGAUCUGACGAUGAUGAUGAUAUGGAUGAUGACAAUGCUUGUGAUGAUGGCAAUGAUGAUGCUUUAUUCACUGAUCCUAAUGGUGCUUGCGGUAUCAUGUCAAGAAUUGUUCGGAAUGCCACCCCAUCAUUUCUGUGGACAGUGCGUAAGGGAGCUGUAGAUUACAAACUAUUGAGAAAGGACACAAUUGUCAACCAUUUCUGCAAGAAUGGAACUUUCACAACAAAGGUUGGUCUCUGCCUUAGUCUGAAGAAUCUUCCUUGGUUUGAGGAGAGAGAGGCAGAAACAUUCUUACCUCGAUGCUAUAGGAUAUGUGCAGAUGAAGAAAAGGAGGCAUUCGUAGAUGACUACAGGGUAUCAGCUGCUAUCGGUGUGUUGAAAUGGAUUGUCAUGAAACAAGAUGGAGACCUAGACAUUGACCUGACAGAAGAAGAAGAGAACAAAGAAAGUGACAAAACAGAAGAGAACAAAAAUAUUACAAGUCCGAGAAAUGGCAAAGCUUUGAAAGCCAGAAAGAUACCAGUGGUAUUAGGAAACACCAUUUGUAAACAUAGCCUCAAGAUUGUUGAAGACUUCCUCGCAUCUCAUGAACAUGAUGAUAUAGAUGAGGAUCUCUCACCUUUAUUAACUGAUGAGCAGUGGGACAAAUUCAUUACAGAGUACUAUCAGCUGACAAGUGAACGAGGGAGCAUUGAUGAUGUCACCAUGCACUAUGUAUACUGUGAGAGCCUACUGAACAGACUACGAUCAAUACUACCUCAGCUCGACAUGCAAGGCCUUAGAAACAUCUGGAUUGUAAAACCUGGUGCUAAGUCGAGAGGCAGAGGUAUCAUGUGCAUGAACAAACUUGAUGAGAUCCUGAAGCUGGUUGGUAACCCGAUGGUCAAGAAAGAAGGGAAAUGGAUCGUCCAAAAGUAUAUAGAGCGCCCUCUGUUGAUCUACCAGACAAAGUUUGACAUCCGUCAGUGGUUCCUGGUCACCGACUGGAACCCUCUGACUAUCUGGUGGUAUGAUGCUUGCUACCUCAGGUUCUGCACCCAGCCUUUCUCCCUUGAUGACUUGGCCCAAUCUAUCCAUCUAUCCAACCAGUCCAUUCAGAAGAACUACGACAAUGCCGUAGAGCGUGAUGAGAACCUGCCAUAUGAUAAUAUGUGGGACAGUGACACCUUCCGCAAGUACCUGGAUGAUCGUGGGUUUGAGGGUCUGUGGGAGAGUGUGAUUGUACCAGGCAUGAAGAAGGCUAUUGUUGAUAGUAUGCUCUGUGCACAGGAUGCCAUGGAGGCUAGGAAGAAUUCCUUUGAGCUGUAUGGGGCUGACUUCAUGUUGACAGACGAUUUUCUGCCAUGGAUGUUAGAGAUCAACGCUAGUCCUGCCAUGGGCGCCUCCACACCAGUCACAGAGGAGAUGUGUGCUUCUGUGAUAGAGGACACAAUGAAGGUUGUUCUGGAUCGCAGGCAUGAUAAGAACUGCGAUACUGGUAAAUUCCAGGUCCUUUUCAAAGGGCCGAGUGUUAGUGUUCCACCCUACAUUGGGUCGUCCGUCAGCGUGGAUGGCGUUGGCGUGCGACGACCAGUGACAAUGAAUCGGCAGAAGAGCAUCAACAACAUAAUCAGUCCUCGUCCUGAGGCUGAGAGAAAGUCUGAUCCUCAACGCAGCAAGACACCAGGAGGAAAGAUGGAGAAGACGAGUGCGUUCCAGAAGCUGGGACUGAAGACAGGUGCAACACCAAGGCUACUACUAUGGAGGACAUGAAGAAGAAACUAGCAGGUAUUGACAAAGUGCAUGUGUUUGAUAGUACAUGUAGUAGUAUUAACGGUUGUGUUAGUAGUAGCACUAACAGUUUUCAUGGAAAGAAGACAAAGCGACUGAGAGGCAGGAAGAUGAAACCCAAGACUGAUGACACGAUGACCAAGAACGUCAGUACGGCCACCAAGACUAUCCAUUUACCAAGCCUGCAGUACAAGCCAUCGGGUGACGGGAGGGAAGAGUUGAAACCAACACAAGUGAUGGUCAGAUCUGCAGGUGCGGGAGGGGACAGUAAAGCGAAUGUUACAUCUGAGGUGUCUGACGGCUGUGAGAAUAACUGUGAUACAUUCAGACAUUAUACAGUGAAGAGUACAACCCAGCUGCAAGGAAGCUUCCAAAGAGGGAGCUACCAUCAUCACGCGUGCGAGCUCCCACGGUAGGAGACUACGAGAUCAAUCUCCAAAAACCAAAGUUUUCAGACAAUGAGGGCGCCCUUGUCAAGCAGGUCAGAUCAGGAGUUCUGAAAGUUAAACUGAAGCUGCAGCAUACUGGCCAAAGCUCUGAGCUUUCACCGAGCUUAGGAGGUGCCUUGACAGAAUCAAUGGACUCCUGGUGUAGCACAACUAUUUGAACUUUGACAUUCAACCUUUGAUCCUUGCCAGACAGCCAUGUUCUGUGUUUAUAUGUUGCACAGCUUUACAGCAAAUCAUACAAAAACACACAUUUAGAAACGUAUUCGUUGUAAGAAAUUGGAAUUCUUGUAAGUACUUUGAAAAAUCUAGUCAAUUUAAACAAUAAUUAAAUGUUUGACAGGAUUUCUUCCAUAUAGAACAUCGUAACUGAUCAAUUCACAUCAUAUUGGAAGCAGUACUAAGUACUGAUAAAAUUGAUGCUGCAUUUUUUAAAUAUUUGUUUUGAUGUGUUGUACUACUUUUAUUGAAAGUCUCACCAUGUGACAAUUUUUGUUGUCAUCCUUGUUUUUGUAUGUUAAGAUGUGUAUAUACUUGUUUAUGUUGUAAAUGGGCCUUAUGGAAGACCACUUUUAAACAUGAAAUGGGCCAUCCUAGUUAGGAAUAAACAAAUGUAUAGAGAAUGAACAAGAUAAAUGCAUGAAUAAAUAAAUGAAGAUACAAAUAAUUGAAUAAAGAAAGAAAAAUAGAAAUCUAGAAAUACUGAACAAAGAUAGACAAUUAAAAUUGUAUAUAUAAGUGAUUGAUUCCAGUUUAGCUUAAAGAGAAAUAAGACAAUUAUUUCAUGGAAAGAUCAAAGCUCUGUAGCCCUCAAAGUGAGUGGGUCAGACAGAACAAAGUAUAUUUUUAUAGGAACAAUAGCUAGGUUGGACAAAUCUAACAUAACCAGUUGGGAGAUAAAGAAAAAACAUUUCCAUAGAAAGUCAUAAAGUGUGUGAAGAUGACAUUGUGUGUGGAUUGAAUAAUAUUGAUUUUUUUUUUAUAAUGACAAUAGAAAUUUGAACUUGUCCAUUUCCAUAUUAAUUCACUUUUGAAGUAUAAUUGCAAAACUUCAGAUAAAAUCUGCGCAAGACAUCUAAGAAAGCAAUAUUAUUAUAUAUCAAGGAAAUGUUUUGAAGUGCAAUAUUUUGUAUGGUCUAUUUUCGUAAGAACUAUUUUGUAAAAUGUAAUAUCAUGUAUAUAUAUGGAAAUCCCAGCAUUCACCAAAUGGUUGGGAUGUUUCUGAAUUCAUAUAUGUUUGUAUUGUAUGUGUUGAACCCUGUAUCAUUGCCAUACCAUUAUUAUACUUGAUAUUUGUAGAAAUCGAUGGUAUCAAUUUUUGUUUAUUCAGGUAUAAAUAACAAUGUAUUAAAGUAUAAACAAGUACACAUCUUUCUAAGCCUCUUUUUGGUUGAAGAUACAGAAAGAUGUUAUGUAAGUAUGGUGAUUUACACACAAUGCACUGAUUUCACCUAAGCAGUGCUUGAACAUAGAGAAAUCAUAAAGUUGGUACUUGUUUGAAAAUACAGCAUCUGUUUAAAUGUCUUUGAACUGAAAAAGUUGCAGUACAAAAUCACCCCCUCCCCCCAUUUUUUGUAUAAAGUUUAAUUUUUCCACAGACAAAUUUACCUCCUUAUACAUGUUUUGUUUAAAUCAUUUAUGAAUGACACGUAUCCAUGUAAAAAUCCAAGGUUUGUUUCUUCCACAACAAACUAAUCAUUUUUCCUUCCGUAUUUUUUCACUUGCUUUUGCCAUUGUUUGGCUGGGUGAUUACAUAUGAUCACAUGACUAACGUAGGAUCUAUGAGUACUGUACAGGUAACCAGUGAUUUGGUUUUUUGGAUUGGUUUGUGUGCAGUUUGGUUUCAUUCAAUUCAGGGGCUCUUCAAGGUUUCUGCACAUACAUGUAUUACAUAAACAUUAUCACAUCUGUUCAGAGGCGGAAGGGCAUUAACUUUGUCUGGCUCCAGACGAAUAUUUCAUCAUCCACAGAGCUACAAGAUAACGAUGGUACAGUGGACCCCACAUAAUCCUAAAGCUCUUUUCCUGGCAUUUCAAUCUAACGAAUUGGAGUUUAAGAAUUUAAAGUAUAACAAAAGAAAGGAUUGUAAAGGUUGAAAAAUAAAGAAGAUUCCUGGAGGAUGGAAUUAAAUGUUUUCCCAAUAGACAAGAUAAUAAAAGGCAGUAACUGAUAAUUUUGUUAUGGCAAACCAAAAAGUUUGAAAUCAAGAUAUAAGGUAUUUAUCAGGUUUUAUAAGUAAAGUCGUGAAAUAGAUGAAUUAACCAACCUGUUGAAAAAGAGGUUCCAUCAUAAUUUAUGAAAUUCAAAGACAAGGGAAUAAUUAAAAGCGAUAUUCUUACAUACCAAAUUGAUUUAAUGCUGUUAGUGGGCUCUGAGAUUUAAAAACAACUAU
Messenger RNA from Strongylocentrotus purpuratus (purple sea urchin), 5190 nucleotides. Its product is annotated as tubulin monoglycylase TTLL3-like. Gene Ontology annotation, cellular component: cilium. Gene Ontology annotation, molecular function: protein-glycine ligase activity, initiating. The record is from RefSeq and is a predicted model, not a curated record. Gene Ontology annotation, biological process: protein polyglycylation; cilium movement; cilium assembly. NCBI's taxonomy places the organism in Eukaryota, Metazoa, Echinodermata, Echinoidea, Camarodonta, Strongylocentrotidae.